GUUUUUUAGAAAAAUAAGCGUGUUAUUUUUUUAUUCUGAUUUUUCAGAACUGGGCUUGCAAAUUUAACAUCUAUUGCAUCUAGUGUGAGGUUGUGCAGAAGAUGAUUAGUUUUUUUUAAUUCUUUUUUUCUUUUAUUUUUUUUAUUUGUUUUAGUGUUGUUUUAUGCUUGUUUUGUUAUAAUUUAUUUAUUUCAUGUCGAUUUUAGUGUUCUUGCUCUAUGUCGCAAGAAUUAAUGGUUAUUUUUCAGUUGUUCUCGUGUUGCUGUGGUGGAUCUGUCCGUAGGUUUGGAAGAUGGAAUCUAUAAAUACAUUUCUUCUUCUUUUUCUAUUGGUUAUUUUUGUGGUUUUUUUUACUUUUAUUCUCCUAUAAAUACAUUUGACGAGCUCACUGACAAAAGGGUUUUGAGGUGUGUGGUUUUUUUAUGAUUUUCUAAGUGGUUAUUUUUGCUUCAUUGUUUUACAUUUAUUUUGUGUUGGUUUAGGUUUUUUUUAGUAUUUUUUUUAUUCUGAUUUUUCAAGACUGAGCUUGUAAAUAUAGACGCUAUUGCAUAUGGUGUUAAUGUUGUGCAUAAGAUGUUUGGUUUUUUUUAAUCUUUUUUUGUUUUUUUAUUUGUUUUAGUGUUGUUUUACCGUUGUUAUGCCAUGAUUAUUAUUUAUUUUUCACUAUUUUUGUUCAAUCUCACCGAAAUUAAUGGUUAUUUUCCAGGUGUGUUCGUAUUUUUAUGGUAGUUCUGUGCGUGGGUAUGGAAGAUGGAGACAUUAUUCUUGAUAUUCGGUGUCUACAAUAUAAAAGAAAAAAAAAGCUCAGGGCAGUAUAAAAGUAAUUUUUACCGUGUAACAGUAAAAUUGUAAACAUUUGUUUAAAACCCAGUAUUUUGGUAACUUUCCAUUAACUUUUAUUGGUUUUAUUAAAAUUUGGGUUGAUUGGAUAGUUUUUUGUUGUAUUAGCCCAUAUUGUUGGUGGUCAAUAGUUAAUGAGCUUAGCUACUAUGUGUAAAGUCUAGGUGAAGCAGAAUAGGCCCUUUAACUGAAACUUUUGAUGAACAGGGCUCAGUCCAACUAGGGCUAUAUAUGUAGCUAAGUCCCCUUCCUAAUUCUAUAAAUAUAUAUUGUCUCAUCACAAUUGUAUAUACUUUUGAUAAUCAGAUAAAUAAAUUGCUUCUGAUUUAGAGAUCUAGGGAGGAAGACUUAUUUGAUAGUAUUGCAUUAUGAAAUUAUGGUAAUUGUUAUGGAUCAAUUAAGUACGCAUACUUAAUUAUUAUAUGUUAUUAUUGUGUUGUAUGUUAUAUAGCAAUAAAUGUUGAAUUUAUUAUUAAUUUAUCUAACAUUAUAUGCUUAUAUAUUGGGAAAAAGAAAGACCAAGACUUACAAAUUGUGGUAUAUUAGUACCAGAGAGAUCAUUAUUCGAUCAAGAGAAAAGGAGAGAAGAGCAUCAUAUAUAUAUAUAUAUAUAUAUAAAGGUAUAUAUAAUAAAGGGUAUGGAGUGGUCAUCAUCAUCAGAAAAUUACAUAGGUUUAACACCAAUAAGCUUCUUAGAAAGAGCAGGAGAUGUUUUUGGAGAUGAAACUUCAAUAAUUGAUUAUGAUCAUAAUAUCUCAUUUUCAUGGUCUCAAACUCAUCGAACAUCUCUUCAACUCUCUUAUGCUCUCAUCCAUUUAGGAAUCUCUCCCCAUGAUCUUGUGGUUGCCAUUGCACCAAACAUUCCAGCUCUUUACGAGUUACACUUUGGGGUUCCAAUGGCAGGUGCAAUCCUCUCUGCUCUUAAUUACACCCUAGAUCAUACCACAUUAGCCAACAUAUUUCUCCAACUAAAUCCUAAAUUCAUUUUUGUUGACUACCAAUUUCUUGAUCUUGUUCUUAAAGCAUUGCACUCUCUCACACAAAAUCAUAAUCAUAUUAAUAACCAUCAACCACCACCAACCCUUGUCCUUAUUCCACCUAAUAUACAAUCCUCAUCAUCUUCUUCUUCAUCUUUUAAUUUGCCACAAGGUUCCUUGGAUUAUAACCAAUUGCUUGAGUUAGCACCACCACCUCAUCUUCAUAAGUUUGAGAUAGUACGACGACCAAAUGAUGAACGCGAUCCAAUCUCAGUGAACUACACUUCAGGCUCCACAGGAAACCCUAAAGGAGUUGUGUAUAGCCAUCGAGCUGUGUAUCUCAACUCCAUGGCAAAUAUUAUCAACAUGGGCAUGGCUAGGAGUACUAUUACUAGUACUACUAGACAUGCUACUGUCUUUUUAUGGACAGUAGACAUGUUUCGUUGCAAUGGUUGGUGUUUUCCUUGGGCGAUUGCAGCCAUUGGUGGAACCAAUGUCUGCCUUAGAAACAAUGACAUCUCCGCAGAUGUCAUAUUCGACGCCAUUACUCAACACAAAGUUACUCACUUGUGUGGGAAACCUACCCUUUUGAGCAUUCUGGCUAAAGCAUCGGAAAAUAAUAAGCCAUUAUCAUCGAGAGUGGAGCUUGUGGUUGCAGGAACACUCCCGUGUGAGCAUGUUAUGAAGAAGGUGAGCGAGCUAGGGUUUAACAUAAGCAACGGUUAUGGUAUGACUGAGGCUCUUGGUCCAAUUAUUAUCGAACCAUGGAUACCUAAUGAUAAUGUAAAAGCAAAACACGACCAACGUUUAAGGAGUAGUGUUAUAACAAUGGAAGGAUUCGAUGUAAAAGAUUCAAAAACCAUGGAGAGUGUUCCAAAAGAUGGGAAAACAAUUGGCGAGAUCAUGUUAAGAGGAAAUACUUUGAUGUCUGGGUAUGUAAAAAACCCUAAUCAUAAUAACAAAGAAACUCAUAGUGGUUUCAAAGAAGGGUGGUAUAGAACAGGAGAUGUCGGAGUGAGGCACCCAGAUGGGUAUGUAGAAAUGAAAGAUAGAGCCGUGGAUGUUGUGAUAAGUAGAGAAGGCCAUGUUGUGAGCACACUCGAGGUUGAGGCUGUGCUAUUGUGUCAUCCUCUUGUGUCGGCGGUUGCUGUGGUUGGAAGAAGAUUGUGCAAAGAAACUAAUGAUGCUAAUGAGCAAUGUUCAUCAAAUAUUAGUAGUCUUUGCGCUUUUGUCAAGUUGAAGAUAGAGAAUACUAAUACUAGUAAUGCUAUUAGUUCUCAAGAUAUUAUUGAGUUUUGUAAGGAGAGAAAUUUGCCAAGUUAUAUGGUUCCAAAUGUUGUUAUAUUUGGAGAUUUGCCUCUUAAUCCAACUGGGAAGGUUCAGAAAUUUGCUCUUAGGAACAAGGUCAACAACUCCAAUAAUGGUAUUAUAUUCUAAAUUUAUCAUAUGAUGACGAUGAUAAAAAAAUUAUGAACAAAUUAUUAUUA
This is a messenger RNA of Cannabis sativa, 3304 nucleotides long. Its product is annotated as butanoate--CoA ligase AAE1. Bases 1332 to 3254 code for a protein of 640 amino acids. The transcript is spliced from 2 exons. The record is from RefSeq and is a predicted model, not a curated record. Lineage: Eukaryota; Viridiplantae; Streptophyta; Magnoliopsida; Rosales; Cannabaceae.